CCUUGUUUUACCUUUUUAAAGUUGGGGAUUUUGGUUAUUAAGCUUUUAACAUUUUUAAAUUGGGUUCCUUCAGCUUUGCUGGUUUAUUUUUUAUUAUGAUAUGACAAAUUGUUAGGGUUAGAAGAAGAGGGAAGAUGGGAUUGGGUUUUGAGGAAGGAAAGGUGAAGUCUUGGGAUACGUGCAAAUCAAAGGGAAGGAAGAAGAAGAAAAACAGUGAAAAAGAUCUUAAUGAUGAAGCUGCUGUAGAAGAAACAGGGUGUUGGGUUAAGUUCAGAUUUAUUAGAAGCUGCAUUUCUUCAAGAUCCAAAGUUGAUACUUCUGUUAGUGGGACCAGUACCAACUAUGAUAGCAAAUCUGCCUAUGAUACCAGUAAAGAUCAACCAACAGCUCCAGUUGUCUCAUCUACAACCACUAGCAAUACAGAAAGUAGUUCUUCUGCUUCCAAACUUGAAGAUGAGAUUAAAGUUGCAUCUAGGUUACGGAAGUUCACAUUUAAUGAUCUAAAGUUGGCAACAAGAAACUUCAGACCUGAGAGUCUUCUCGGUGAAGGUGGUUUUGGUUGUGUUUUCAAGGGGUGGAUCGAAGAAAAUGGAACUGCUCCAGUAAAACCAGGCACUGGGCUUACUGUUGCUGUUAAAACACUCAACCAUGAUGGCCUCCAGGGUCAUAAAGAAUGGAUGGCCGAAGUGAAUUAUCUUGGUGAGCUCAUCCAUCCUAACCUGGUUAAACUUAUUGGUUAUUGUAUUGAAGACGAUCAGAGAUUGUUGGCUUACGAGUUUAUGCCUCGUGGAAGCUUGGAGAAUCACCUCUUCAGAAGAUCCUUGCCUCUUCCGUGGUCCAUAAGGAUGAAAAUUGCACUAGGUGCCGCAAAAGGUCUUGCAUUUCUCCAUGAAGAGGCAGAAAGACCUGUGAUUUAUCGGGAUUUCAAAACCUCUAAUAUCCUACUAGAUGCAGACUAUAAUGCAAAGCUCUCUGAUUUUGGACUUGCUAAAGAUGGUCCUGAAGGAGACAAAACCCAUGUAUCAACCCGUGUGAUGGGAACAUAUGGCUAUGCAGCCCCUGAAUAUGUAAUGACUGGACAUCUUACCUCAAGAAGUGACGUCUACAGUUUUGGUGUGGUUUUACUUGAAAUGUUAACUGGCAGAAGAUCCAUGGACAAAAACCGACCUAACGGAGAGCAUAAUCUUGUGGAAUGGGCUCGACCUCAUCUAGGUGAGAGAAGAAGAUUCUAUAGAUUGAUCGAUCCUAGGCUUGAAGGUCACUUUUCGAUUAAAGCUUCUCAGAAAGUUGCACAGCUGGCUGCACACUGCCUAAGCCGUGAUCCAAAAGCUAGACCUCUAAUGAGUGAAGUGGUUGAAGCAUUGAAGCCUCUACCAAAUCUCAAGGACAUGGCAAGCUCAUCAUAUUAUUUCCAGACAAUGCAAGCGGAAAGAGUCGGAUCCAGUCCAAUUACUAGAAAUGGUGUCCGAAAUCCAGCCGGAUCACUUUCAAGGAAUGGGCACAGGAGCCUUUCCAUUCCAAAUGGUUCCCAUGCUUCUCCCUAUCAUCACCAGUAUCCCUAUCAAUCACCAAAACCCAAUGGUAAACCAUAGUGUUGACUAGUUAAAUUAUCUUUCCCCAACCUCUUUUCAUCAAUUUCUUUUUUCUUUUUUCUUUUUUACCUCAGUAUAGAUGUAUUAUGUCAAAGCAUUUCUUCGUAGACAAUGGAGAAAACAACAGAUUAGCAUGUUUGCUUUAAUAUAAUGUUUGGGAUUUUAGCUCCCAGCAGGACAUUCAGGUCAAGUAAAGCUACAUGUGGAGCAAAAUUCCAUGUUAAAUCAUAUGUUGCUUUAAUCUACCUAGUUGAAAGAGUUGAGUUGCCUGUUGCUAUAAUAGUCUUCCAUACAGGAAUA
This is a messenger RNA of Hibiscus syriacus, 1892 nucleotides long. RefSeq names its product probable serine/threonine-protein kinase PIX7. The record is from RefSeq and is a predicted model, not a curated record. Gene Ontology annotation, molecular function: protein kinase activity; ATP binding. Lineage: Eukaryota; Viridiplantae; Streptophyta; Magnoliopsida; Malvales; Malvaceae. The transcript is spliced from 6 exons. Gene Ontology annotation, biological process: protein phosphorylation. Bases 135 to 1592 code for a protein of 485 amino acids.